Molecule: messenger RNA, 2000 nt
Organism: Lytechinus variegatus (green sea urchin)
Lineage: Eukaryota; Metazoa; Echinodermata; Echinoidea; Temnopleuroida; Toxopneustidae
Product: probable RING finger protein 207 homolog
Exons: 1
Coding region: 1-1833 (610 amino acids)
Biological process (GO): positive regulation of DNA-templated transcription
Cellular component (GO): chromatin; nucleoplasm
Molecular function (GO): ubiquitin-protein transferase activity; zinc ion binding
Source: RefSeq, a predicted model, not a curated record
AUGGCUGAAGCAUUAAAGACUGUCAUCUCCCAGAGUACAGAAUGUUCAGUGUGUCUUUCUACCUUCACCGAUCCCAAGAUCCUGUCUUGUUCUCACACUUUCUGCAAGACCUGCCUGGACAACCUCUUAGAGUGCCGCGGUAACUCCCAGAUUCGGUGUCCUGUUUGUAGGGUAGUAAACCAAGUCCCAAACCAAGAUGUUGGCAAACUACAGGCAAAUCUUGCCUUGAAGAGUCUGAUAGAUGACAUGAAGGGCCAUCCUCAGAUUUGCACAAAUUGUCAAUCCGAUGACAAGCCCCAUGCUGAUGUCUACUGCCAAGACUGUGGCAAGUAUCUCUGCACCUUUUGUCUUAAUAAGCACUCUCAAUGGGAAGGCUUCAUCGAUCAUAAAGUCAUUAACAUGAGUGAGAUCUCAUCAGGCAAGGUGUCUGUACGUAGAUACCGGAAAUGCAGGAAACACCCGAAAGAAGAUGAGGAUUACUUCUGUUCCACUUGCAGGAGAUUCACAUGCUUCAGAUGUGGUAUGAUGGAACAUAAAGACAACGGACACCAGGUUGUCGAGGGAGCUGUUUAUGAGGACAAACACAUGAAGAGUAUCAAAGACCUUAAAUCUAAGGUGGACAAGAAAAGAUCGUGCUUUCAAAAGUACAUUGAUAUUAUAGAUGAACAGACCAAGAGUGUUGACAAUGCCAAGAAACAAUGUACAAGUGACAUCAACAAAGCAUAUGAUGAGUCAGUCCGGCAGUUGACAGAGAAGAGAGAAAGCCUACUAAGAGAAGUCGAACAAACGACUGGAGGGGUAAAAAAAGAACUGGCAAGCAUGAAGACCACGGCUCAGAAGCAUUUCAAUCAGUUGACGACCAUUGCUGAAAUGGUAACCAAGAGAACGAAGAUACCGUUAGAUAUGGAUACUUUGGCUGCACACGACACUCUGUGUGAAGAAUUACCAAAGAUCUUUGAUCAAAAGGAUCCUGACUAUGCGCAGCUGAGGAAAUUAAGAAAGAAGAGGCUAAGUGUCAAUUUUGAGAGAAACGUUGGAAAAGAUGAGCUAGGCCUUGGUCAUGUUGGUAAGACUGUUAAUGUAAAGAGCGUUGCCUUGCCUACUUGUCAUGCUACUACCUUGACAACCAUGGUUAGUACUCCAGACGGUAGGAUGGCAGUAGGAUGUAGUACAGGUGGCAUCAUUAUCUUCUCUGCUGAUGGUAAGCUUCAGAAAUCAGUUCUGACGGAUGUUCACGUUCGUGGAUUAGGGUUCCUCUCUAAUGGUCGAUUUGUUGUGAUUGAUACUUCAAACGAGAUCACAUUAUACACACCAGAGUACACAAAAUUGAAUGUAAUGUUUGUGACUCGAAGUAGAAAUGUAGGUGGGUCUUCUGAUCUCACUGUUGAUGGUGAUGAUCAGAUCUAUGUGAGCUACUGGAAAGCCAAAAAGAUUUUGGUAUUUUCAACAGCAGGUGGGCAAGCAGUCAGGGAGAUACCAUGCAACGGGUAUGAACCUCGGCAAAUCACUAGUUACCAUGGUUCUCUGAUCACUAAAUCAUAUGAUACUAUCAGAUUGAUAGACAAAGAGGGUGCUGUACAACAUGAAUUAAAGAAACCGGGUAGUCUCCUUUACGCUGCUGUAUCUCAAUGGAAUACAAUCCUGAUAGCCAAGGUGAAGUAUGAUAAAGGUUUGGUGAGCAUUGACGAGUAUACAUAUGAACUAAGACACAUCCGAAACCUUGUUAAUGAUUACAAGAUUGAGAAGCCUGAUAGAAAUUGGUAUUACCUCCAGCAGUACCGAUCAGGAGAGAUCGCUUUCUGCACCCCGGAUAGACUCUAUAUAUUCCGAUAAAUAUAAUGGAUGGGGGGAUGAUACCCUCUGAGUUGCCAUUUUGUGCUAAAGUUAGCAGCUAUUAUUUAGAAAUACAAGAAACGGUUGCUGGAUAAUUCCUUUCUCGUUUCUCACCCAUAAAAAGCAUUUCGCUCCUUACAUCUUUUUAUUUCCAUCUUUGCAUGUAU